Molecule: messenger RNA, 2059 nt
Organism: Pipra filicauda (Wire-tailed manakin)
Lineage: Eukaryota; Metazoa; Chordata; Aves; Passeriformes; Pipridae
Gene: CUNH17orf75
Product: chromosome unknown C17orf75 homolog
Exons: 10
Coding region: 514-1671 (385 amino acids)
Cellular component (GO): trans-Golgi network
Source: RefSeq, a predicted model, not a curated record
UUCUGUGAUUCUGUAACUGCCGGGAGCUAAAAAAUGUGCUGCUGUAACACAGAAAGAGGUAUUUCGGAGGCAGAGCUUUUUAAAACAGACAGCACGGCUAAUCCUGUCAAAUGCCCCAUAGCAAGGUGUUGGAACAAGAUCAUCUUUAAGGUCCCUUUCAACCCAAACCAUUCUGUGAUUCUGUGAUUCUGUGAAACUUGAUUUGAGCGGGUCCUGCCGUUAGGUCAGUGAAGGAUCGCCUGUACUGACACGGGCCCGCGGGGUCUGUACUGCAUUGUCCUGCGCGCUGCGCCAACAGGAGCCGCGGCAGCCGGAGCCGUUCCGGCCUUGGUGAAACGCUGGGUCUCGGCGGGGUGAGGACUCGGCCCGUGGCCCCUCCAGCGGCCCCGAACGCUCCUCCCAGCGCCGGGCCCGGGGCGGGCUCAGCGGGGCGGGUUCACCGCGCACCCACCGCGCCUCGGCGGCUCCGGGGCGGCUCCGCGGGGACAGGCGGGGCUCGGGGCUCGGGCCGCGAUGCUGCCGGCGCUGCCGGACGGCGAUGAGCGGGAGCUGGAGAGCAGCGAGGAGGGCGGCGGCGCGGGCGAGGAGCGGCGGCCGGAGCGGCACGGCAGCACCUACCACGGCCUCUACGGCUACCGCAGGUCCGCGCAGGGAGCGGCCGGCGGGGAUGGCGGGGCCGGGGCACACACCCCCUCCACCGAGGACUUCAGCCUCACCUUGCUGGACACGAACUUACCAGCUGAAGCGGAGACAGAAUUGCGCGGUUUUAUCGCCAAGCGCCUCACUAAGGGAGCCCUGUUUGAAGGGAUGGGCAGCGUAGCCUCGGUGGGGCUCAGCAUACCAGAAAGCAAAGUUGGUUGUUACUACUGUCGUUUCCAACAAGAAAAUCUUCUAGAAAUGGGGACACUGGAAUCGGACGCCAAUGCUCCAGAAUAUGUGGUCUGUUUCUUAGGUGGCUCAGAGAAAGGUCUGGAACUUUUCAGACUUGAGCUGGACAAAUACAUUCAAAGUCUGAAGAUAAACCUUGAUUUGGAGCAAAAGAACUUGGAGAGCUGUGUGAGCCCCUACUUGAGGAGCUGGUUUGAGGAUGCCAUCUGCCCGAUCCAGAGGGUAGUGCAGCUCUUCCAGGACAAACUGGCCUCUCUGUUACAUGCUGCUUUGAGUUAUACUCCUGUAGAAGUAAAAAAUGCAGAUGAAAGAACAGAAAAGGACAUCAGCAGGUUCCUGGCAGCUGCCAGCCUGCAAGGACUGGUCCAGGAAGGCACAAUGACCUCCCUGUGCAUUGCCAUGACCGAGGAGCAGCACAAGUCCCUGGUUAUAGACUGCAGUGCAGCUCAGCCCCAGUUACACAAUGCAGGGAGCAACAGAUUCUGUGAGGACUGGAUGCAGGCUUUUGUGAACGGUGCUGAAGGUGGCAAUCCAUUUCUCUUCCGGCAGAUUUUGGAAAACUUCAAACUGAAGGCCAUCCAGGACAUUAACAACCUGAAGAGGUUUAUCCGCCAGGCUGAGAUGAACCACUAUGCCCUGUUCAAGUGCUACCUGUUCCUGAAGAACUGUGGCAGUGGAGACAUCCUCCUGAAGAUUGUCAAAGUGGAGCAUGCAGAGAUGCCAGAAGCCAGGAAUGUAGUGACCGUCCUCGAGGAAUUCAUGAGAGAAACAGCAGUGGCUUAAAAUUACCUUACGUAUAAAUCAUUCAUUUCUUCUGUGAAGCUAUUGCAGAAUUUUUAAUUUAUAUUUAAAAGUAUUACCCAAGUCAAACUUAAGUUGCAGCUUCACCUGCCUUUUGUCUUUUUCAGAUGAAGCUUUUUAAUGUGUAAAUAUCAGAUCAUACAAACUCUGGCAUAGUUUUUAGUGCUUACCAGAUUGUCCAACUGACUUGCUCCUCUUCUGAGGAAAUCAUGAUGUUUGUUUUUUACAGUCACUACAUGAAAGAAAACCCAAACCCAAAUCCCUUACCUGGCAAGCAUUUCAGUGUUUUUAAUAUUUUAAAUGUCUUCAAAAUUAUCGUGUGUAAUCAUUAGGAUCUGGCUACUUUGUUUUAAUAAAGGAGCACAAACAU